Owenia fusiformis is the source of this 346-nucleotide messenger RNA. The record is from the annotation of a GenBank genome assembly. Lineage: Eukaryota; Metazoa; Annelida; Polychaeta; Sabellida; Oweniidae.
AAUUUAAAAUAUAUAUUUUAUUUUGUUUCAGGGAUGAGCCAAUCACAGCUGUUUAAACAUCUACAUGAUCAGCCAAACAGUUAUGGAGAUAUCACCUUCCAAGGCCCACACCUCCAUCAAGAAACCAAAACCAGGAAGUUUCAAUGUCCACAUUGCGAUAGAUCUUUUAAAGCGGGCCUGCACCUAAAAGAUCACCUUAAUUCUCACACUGGAGAAAAACCAUAUACGUGUGAGAUCUGUAGGAAAGGCUUUACACAAUUGUCAACAAAGAGAAGACACAUCAGGCAGUACCAUAAACUGAAAAAUUAGACAUUGGUCAAUUGCAUAGUCCAAUCUUUAUUAAUCA